GCCAUGGUGCUCGCCGCGCCCCCUUCCGCCAGACAGAGCGGCCUCCGCAACAGCCGCCAGGCGGACGCGGAGGAGCAGGACGACGAAGACAAGGAGGACGACGAGGAUGGUGGCGAGCUGGAGUCUUCCCCGCGGGACAACUUCCACGAGGACUCGGGCGAGUGCUCUUCCUACGCCGACCACGCCAUCAAAGUGGAGUGUCCGCCCUUCGCCAUCCCGCUGCCACCAGCCGAAAGUUUUAAACAAAUUAAUGCUCACACCAAUGCACCACCGUUAUUAUCUCAGGCUAAAAGAUCAAAAAAGCGACAUGCAAACUUAACGCUGGACAAAAUGAUGGAAAAAUUUUUGCAGCAGAGUAUGGAUACUGAAGAGAAGUUCUAUAAAUACGAAGAACAGCGACUUAAAAUUGAAGACAAACGGCGUGAAGCAGAGCAUGCCAGGGAGCUCCAGAUGUUGCAGAUGUUGGGACAGAUGUUGGCAGGAAUCUCUUCCACAGUAUCACAAAGGUCCCAGUUUGUACCAAGUAAUCCUUCACAAAGAUCAAAUCACCGAUCGUAUGGAGAUAAUUUUAACUAUAAUUCUAUGACAGCAACAUUAUCUCCACCCAUAGUCAUAGAGAGAUCUUUUUCAGUUCACAAAACACAUUCCAUAAAGGAAAUGGAAAAUAUAUUUCAAUUGGUGCGAAAUGUUAUUCCACCUUUAACUGCCAAAAAACAUAAAGGCCAAGAUGGACGAAUAGGAAUUGUUGGAGGAUGCCAAGAGUAUACAGGAGCACCAUAUUUUGCUGCAAUUUCUGCUCUCAAAGUGGGGGCAGACCUAUCACACGUAUUUUGUACCAAAGAUGCAGCAACUGUAAUAAAAUCUUACAGUCCAGAGCUUAUAGUCCAUCCAGUUCUUGAUAGCCCUGAUGCUGUGCGUGAAGUGGAAAGCUGGUUACCACGACUUCACUCAGUUGUCAUUGGACCAGGAUUGGGAAGAGAUGAUGUACUACUUGAACAUACCAAGGGCAUAAUAGAAAAAUCCAAGGUCAAAGGAAUUCCUAUUGUAAUUGAUGCUGAUGGUUUAUGGCUCAUUGCCCAACAGCCUUCUCUUAUUCAGGGUUAUCCUCGAGCUAUUCUUACUCCAAAUGCUAUGGAAUUUAGCAGGCUCUAUGAAGCUAUGCUUAGAGACCCUGUAGAUAACAGUGAUUAUCACGGAUGUCUGUUAAGGCUCAGCCAGGCCUUGGGGAAUUUGACAAUUGUUCAGAAAGGUGAACGAGACCUAAUUUCAGAUGGAGAAAAAGUGCUUGUAUGUAGCCAUGAAGGAAGCAGCAGGCGGUGUGGUGGACAAGGAGAUAUUCUCUCAGGGUCCCUCGGAGUCCUAGCGCACUGGGCCUUCCUUGCGGGGCCAGAAAAAACAAACGGUCAAAAUCCUUUUCUAGUGGCUGCAUUUGGAGCAUGUUCACUUACAAGGCAGUGCAACAACCAAGCCUUUCAGAAAUUUGGACGAUCUAUGACAGCCUCUGACAUGGUUUUAGAAAUCGGAACAGCCUUUAAUAAACUCUUUGAAACCUAAGACCAAAGCGGCAGAAGAGGAAGAAGAACUCUGGCAGCCACAGAAGUUACAGUAGGAUACCCUUGUAUAAUGCACCCCUUUUCAAGUGCUGUAGGCAGUAAUGGUAUACUAGGUAGUUUUUAUUUUUUAAAAUAAAAAGUGUAGGUAUUUUUAAAGGGUUUGGAAUAGUUUUUUUCCCCUUUUUCUUUUUUGGGCUGAGUAAGCUGUAGUUGCAGAUGUUAUAAUAUAAUAAAAUGAAACUGAAAGUA
Python bivittatus (Burmese python) is the source of this 1802-nucleotide messenger RNA. It is a transcript of the gene NAXD, whose product is annotated as NAD(P)HX dehydratase. Gene Ontology annotation, biological process: metabolite repair. Lineage: Eukaryota; Metazoa; Chordata; Lepidosauria; Squamata; Pythonidae. Gene Ontology annotation, molecular function: ATP-dependent NAD(P)H-hydrate dehydratase activity. The record is from RefSeq and is a predicted model, not a curated record.